Haliotis rubra (blacklip abalone) is the source of this 1714-nucleotide messenger RNA. RefSeq names its product monocarboxylate transporter 9-like. Gene Ontology annotation, biological process: transmembrane transport; monocarboxylic acid transport. The transcript has 6 exons. NCBI's taxonomy places the organism in Eukaryota, Metazoa, Mollusca, Gastropoda, Lepetellida, Haliotidae. The coding region runs from base 257 to 1663 and encodes 468 amino acids. The record is from RefSeq and is a predicted model, not a curated record. Gene Ontology annotation, molecular function: monocarboxylic acid transmembrane transporter activity.
UUGCAAUCAAAAUUACAUAUUUCCUCACCAUGUUAAAUGACAUGCCAGCACUAUAUUAUGUCCUUGCUAUUAAUCCCAUUAUGGACUGACUGAUAUGCAUCGUCAUGGACGUGAUCAUUAACAUUCCACAUCAGGCGUCACCUGUACAUGUUAGAGCCGUUCAGAUCGUGUCAUCCUGACUUUCAGUGUUUGCUUGUUACAGUCGGUCCGUGCAUGUGUGGGGUGCGAUCCAGGCUGAGGUCAUCUGGUCAGGACAAUGAAGAAGACCAACACUGAACUGACCAUUAGCGUGGACGCGGAGGAACUGACGCCAUUGGAUUACCCAACGGAUGAAAUUACGGCAAUUCCAAACACAGAUGAGGUUGACAAAGCAUGUGAUAAUGUAGAUAACCCGUCCCCUCCGGAUGGGGGGUGGGGGUGGAUUUGUGUGGGGGCAAGGUUUGUGUCUGUGUUUAUAUGUUUUGGUGUAGUGUACAGUUUCGGAGUCAUCUAUGUGGAACUUGUGGAUGUAUUCAGCGCCACCAGGGCAGAGGUGGCCUGGGUGGGCUCCGUGGCAAGUGGAGCUAUGCACAUGGCAGGUCCUCUGUCAAGUCUGCUUAACGAGCAGUAUGGGUUCAGGGUGACAACCAUCAUUGCCGGCGGGGUGGCCGCUGUCGGCUUCCUGGUCAGCGCCUUCGCUCCAAGUCUGUUCUUCCUUUACUUCAGUUUCGGUGUAGUAGGAGGGAUGGGACUUGGGCUGUCGAUCGUCCCGAGUCUGGUGGCUGUAACCGUCUACUUCAGAAAGAGGAUUAGUUUCGCCAUCGCCACAUCAGCUAUAGGUGCUGGAGUCGGGACAAUGUGCCUGCCCCAGCUCUACAGGGCGCUGAUCACGGAGUACGGCUGGCAGGGGAUGAUGAUGGUGCUGUCGGGGGUGGCACUCAACCUCGUCGUCUGUGGGGGACUGUUCAGAAUGCCAGCCUAUAUCACUGCACAACAGAUACAAAGAGCACAUCAACGACGCCGGCGUCCAAGCUGCGUAUCCUUCCACAGCUUGUUCGCUGUGAUGAACCACCGUCCCUUCCUCAUCUUCCUAGCAGCCACUGCAGCCACACAUCUCGGCGUCAUGGUGCCCUACGUCCACCUCCCAGACCUGGCGCGUCUCACAGGGGUUGCCAAGGGCGACGCCUCCUUCCUGGUAUCCAUCAUGGGUUUUGUGGGCAUUCUGGGAAGACUUCUAUUUGGUUACAUCGCAGACUUCAGAUGUGUCAGUAGAAUCUUGUUUUAUGCCGUCAUGUUGUUGAUUUGCGGCGCGGGGACGUUGUUGUGCACGAUGGUAAAGACGUAUACGUUGUUUGCUGUAUAUGCUGCUGUUCAAGGAGCGUUCAUAGGCACGUGGACGGCCUUCACCCCCAUUGUUUUGACGGACAUCGUCGGGGUCCAGCAUACCGGUAACGCUCUGGGACUGACCAUCUUCCUGAGUGGGAUAUCUAUCACCGUAGCUUCUCCAAUAGCAGGUUCCCUGUUUGACUUCACUGGUCGCUAUGUCGCCUCCUUCUAUCUGGCAGCGUCCAUCUACCUACUGGGAGGUCUACUCAACAUAGCGUGUUAUUUAUACAUUAAACUGAAACACGACAAAGGCAUUGACAGUUUACCAACAUAUGUUUUGGAUGUACAAGCAACAUAGCGAACAAUCCGCCUUUCAUUCUUUUGAAUAAACAGACAUAUUUCAUUUUCA